GGACCGGGUCUGUCUGUGAGCUUCCGCGCUAGGGCCCCGCGGGCGGGAGCUGCAGCGGGGCCUGGGCGGCCCGAGCAGCGCGGACCCCGGUUCUCGGCUCCCGGCGCCAUGUGAGGGGGUUCGGGGGCCGCGGGGAGCCUGGCGCUCCCCGGCGGAGAUGAGGACGCUGAGGCUCAGAGAGGUCACAUGGCUUGCUCGAGGCCCCCCAGCCAGUAAGUGUGGACCCGACAUUCGCACUGGCAUCCGACAUGCUGUCCUGAUCAUGGCCUUCUCGGAGCAGGACCGUGACGGGGCUGCCCAGGGGAGCCGUGGUCCUGGCUGAGGGCACUGCUCAGGCAAAGGUGUGACCCCACAACCCUGCCCCCCGGGCCACCUGCAGGACGCUGGCCCCUACCCCUCAACAGACGCCGCAGAGAGAUGAGCAGCAACAAAGAGCAGCGGUCAGCAGUGUUCCUGGUCCUCUUCGCCCUGGUCACCAUCCUCAUCCUCUACAGCUCCAACAGUGCCAGCGAGGUCUUCCACUAUGGCUCCCUGAGGGGCCGCACGCGUCGGCCCGUCAACCUCAAGAAGUGGAGUUUCUCCAACGCCUACUUCCCAAUCCUCGGAAACAAGACGCUGCCCUCCCGGUGCAACCGGUGUGUGAUCAUCACCAGCUCCAGCCACCUGCUGGGCACCAAACUGGGCCCUGAGAUUGAGCGGGCGGAGUGCACCAUCCGCAUGAACGAUGCUCCCACCACGGGCUACUCGGCCGACGUCGGCAACAAAACCACCUUCCGAGUAGUGGCCCAUUCCAGUGUGUUCCGUGUGCUGCGGAAGCCCCAGGAAUUUGUCAACCGGACCCCUGAAACAGUGUUCAUCUUCUGGGGCCCCCCACACAAGAUGAAGAAGCCGCAGGGCAGCCUCCUGCCGGUCAUCCAGCGGGCCGGCCUCGCGUUCCCUAACAUGGAGGCCUACGUUGUCUCUCCCACCCGCAUGCAGCAGUUUGACGACCUCUUCCGGGGUGAGACGGGCAAGGACAGGGAAAAGUCCCACUCCUGGUUGAGCACAGGCUGGUUUACCAUGGUGAUUGCGGUGGAGUUGUGUGACCAUGUGCACGUGUACGGCAUGGUCCCUCCUGACUAUUGCAGCCAGCGGCCCCGUCUGCAGCGCAUGCCGUACCACUACUAUGAGCCCAAGGGGCCCGAUGAAUGUGUCACCUACAUCCAGAACGAGCACAGCCGGAAGGGCAACCACCACCGCUUCAUCACCGAGAAGAGAGUCUUCUCGUCCUGGGCCCAGCUCUACGGCAUCACCUUCUCCCACCCCUCCUGGACCUAGCCAUAGUCUUUGCAACCUCGGAGAGAUAAGGCAAAGUGGCUCUGGGCCCAGCCAUUUGACCGUGGCCAUCAUCCAGCCAGUUCAGGCUGGCUGGAAUAUUUCCCAGCCAAUCAAAUCAGGGCCUUGAUGAGGGUUUUUUUCUUCCAACCA
Mesocricetus auratus (golden hamster) is the source of this 1467-nucleotide messenger RNA. RefSeq names its product ST6 N-acetylgalactosaminide alpha-2,6-sialyltransferase 6 (gene St6galnac6). Gene Ontology annotation, biological process: oligosaccharide metabolic process; ganglioside biosynthetic process. The record is from RefSeq and is a predicted model, not a curated record. NCBI's taxonomy places the organism in Eukaryota, Metazoa, Chordata, Mammalia, Rodentia, Cricetidae. The coding region runs from base 418 to 1317 and encodes 299 amino acids. The transcript has 7 exons. Gene Ontology annotation, molecular function: alpha-N-acetylgalactosaminide alpha-2,6-sialyltransferase activity.